AGGGUCACUUCGAUUCCUCUCAUGCCAUGCUUUUGCUCAAUCGGUCCCUCUUUUCAGCCCACUUUCGUCGCCAUUUUAUUUGAUUUGCUUUCAUCCAACUUGUUUCCUUCAUUUUCUCUGUUCAAUCCUUUUUUCAAUCAUCUUCUGCUGCCACUCUCUGCGCAGCAUCUUCGCAUCCCAUUACACAGAUCACCUCAUCCUCGCACGUUUCUCAUUUCUCACCCUUUCUUUUCAUUUGAUUUGAUUUGAUUUCAUCCCAACUCGUUCCCUCCAUUGUUUGCGCGGAUCAAUCCUUCUUCCGCUACUCUCAGCACCUCAUUUUGCCUCCCUUUACUAAAAAUCAGCUUAUUUUAACUAUUUUCAUCCUUUGUUUCAUAUCCUCAUCUGAUUCAUUUGCUUCUUUUGUUCUGUCUUUAUUCUUGUUUGGCACCUAUAUAUUUUUCCAAACUCAAAAAAAAAAAAAAAAAGGAAAACGAAAAAAUUAGAAGAUGCCCGAGCCUUGUUUUUGUGCGUUUGGUCAGAAUGCUGCCGGAAAUUUUGUUGGGAACUUGUUCAGUGGAAUUUUCACUCUGAUCUCAAAGCCAAUUAUUCUUGUGUUCAAGUGCGACGAUAAUGUUGACUAUUUGAAGAACAAAGUUGCUGAGCUAAAGGAUGAGAAAGACACUGCGGAGAACUAUGCUGAAGGUGUGGAAAGAAGAGGGGAAAAGAUUGUACAAAAGCUCAGGAAUUGGCUGACCAGCGCCAACGAUCGCAUUGAAGCCGCAGACAAAUUAGUAGCUGAUGCUGAAGGAAAUGCCAAGAAGAAGUGUUUCUUUGGGCUGCGUCUCAAUCCCAAAUCUCGUUACCAACUCAGCAAAAAAGCAGAGGAGAAUUCCAAGACUAUUGAUAAACUUGUGAAUGAAGCUCGUGGAUUCAACCUCGCCCUUUCCCACACUCCUGCUCCACCAGAAGAAGUGCCUGCGCCUGUCAAAGGUUUCGAGGACUUUUACUCAAGAAAGGAUGUUCUGGAGAGGAUCAUGGAGGCACUGCAAAGUCAAAGCAGCAGCAUUAUAGGCGUACACGGGAUGCCUGGCGUGGGGAAGACGAUGCUGGCCAAAGAAGUAAAAAGAAAGGCAGAGCAAGACAAGCUUUUCGAUGCGGUAGCUAUGGCUCUUGUUUCAAGGAGUGCAGAAUUGAAAAAAAUUCAAGAUGAAAUUGCCCGUGGCUUGGGUCUUGAUCAGCUUCCUAAUGGAAUUACAACUCAGAACGCUGCUGAACGUAUUAAAGACAGGCUGAAGAAUAUGAAGAAGGUUUUAAUCAUUUUGGAUGAUAUUUGGGUGCCUGGAAUAGAUUUGGAGGAGCUUGGAAUUCCUCUUAGAAACAACCCAACAAAGAUUGAGGGGAGCUCGUCUAGAGAAGGAUAUGUAGAAUGCAAAAUUUUGCUGACAUCCAGAGAUUCUGAUGUUUUAUCAGAUCUGAUGGAUUCUCCACAGCACUUUUCACUUCAUCAAUUAAAAUUUGAAGAAGCAUGGGAGUUGCUUAAAAAGAUAGUUGGUGACAGAGCAGAGAGUGAGGAGCUACACGGUACGGCCAUUGAGAUUGUCCGGGAAUGUGGGGGCUUGCCCCUUGCAAUUACAACAAUUGCAAAGGCUUUGAAAAAUAAGAAGCCUUUUGAAUGGAGGGAUGCUUUGAGAAAACUAAGAAAGCCCUCUUCAGAAAACUUUGAUGGCAUAUCUGCAAAUGUUUAUUCUGCUAUUGAGGUCAGUUACUCUAGUUUGGAAAGUGAGAAGCUCAAGAAAACAUUUUUGCUUUGCUGCCUACUGGGUCACAAGGCCUCAAUUCAAGACUUGUUGAAGUAUGGUGUAGGCUUAGGCUUAUUUGCUAACACCAUAGAGGAAGCACGAGAUGAAGUGUUUACUUUGAUAAGCAAGCUCAGAGCCUCUUCUUUGCUUAUUGAUGAUUCUGAUAACAAUUGUUUUGAUAUGCAUGACCUUAUCCAUGAUGUGGCUGUAUCAAUUACAAGUAGGGAUCGUCAUGGGUUGCUGCUAACAGGUGAUCAUGUACCGAAAGAGUGGUCAGACAUGGAGGCAAAGAAAGAUUUCAAAUGGAUAUGGAUGCGAUAUGCUAAUGUUGAUGGGUUACCAGAAGAGUUAGAAAGCCCUCAUCUUACUCUCUUUUGGUUGGCUAAUAAAAAUCCUUCUCUGCAAAUUCCUGCAAACUUUUUCAAGGGAAUGCCAAGGCUCAAGGUAUUGGAUUUGACUCACAUGCAUUUGUCAUCCCUGCCUUCAUCAAUUUGCCUCUUGCAGAACCUCCAUACAUUAUGUUUGGAUCAAAGCGUGUUGGGGGACAUACGCAUUAUUGGAGAGCUGAAGAAUUUAGAAAUUCUUAGCCUUGGGUUGUCUGAGUUUGAAGAGCUUCCAAGGGAAAUUGGGCAGUUGACUCAGCUAAAGUUAUUAGAUCUGAGUGCCUGUAUCAAACUCAAAAUAAUUCCCCCAUGUGUCUUGGCAAGUAUGUCCAUAUUAGAGGAACUGUACCUGGGAAACAGCUUCCACGGAUGGGAGGUUGAGGAAAAUGGAAAUCAAAGAAAUGCGAGCCUUGCUGAGUUGAAGCAUUUGAAGAAAUUGACUAAUUUAGAGGUAUGCAUUCCUGAUAUUCGGAUGAUCCCAAAAGAUUUGUUCUUUGAAAAUUUGAAAAAAUUCAAAAUAUUCAUCGGAAGUAAGUGGGAAGACCAAUAUAGUUCCUUUGGAAGCUCAAGAAUAUUGAAGUUGCAUUUAAAUGCAUCCAUUAAUUCUAACGAUUUAGUUAAAAUGUUGUUGAAGAAGGCUGAAGAGCUACAUCUAAGGGAGCUGGCAGGUGUAGAGAAUGUGGUUGAUGAGUUAAAUACGGAAGGUUUUCCAGAUUCGAAGCGUCUCUAUGUCCGUAAUGCUCCAGAGGUGGCAUUCCCUAAUGUAGAGAUAAUAUUGAUUCAAUUUAUGGAGAGCUUGAACAAGAUAUGGCAAGACCAACUUGAUGCAGAUUCUUUUUGCCAACUAAAUUACCUUUGUGUAAAUUCAUGUGGAAAGCUAUUGAACAUUUUCCCGUUAACCAUGUUGGAAAGGCUUCAGAAAUUAGACAAGCUGCAGAUAUGGAAUUGCAAUGCGCUAGAAGAGAUAGUCGAUUCACAAGGGCUUGGUGCUAUCCAAUCACAAUCUCAAAUAAGCACUGAGCCAACUUUGGUAGAAACUCCCAUUAAGUUAGUCUUGCCAAAAUUGACACACCUUCAACUUUAUGGGCUACCCAAACUGAAGGGUUUCUAUUGUCAAAUGGUAGAUACUGAAUGGCCAUCAUUGAAAAAAUUGAAGGUGUAUGGAUGUGACCAAGUGCAGAUAUUUGCUUCAGAAUUUUCGGGCUUCCAAAGGGCUAAUGGAGAUGACCAAAUUGGAAUUGGGAUCAAUUGUCCUAUUUUCUCAGUCAACAAGGUGGCAUUCCCUAGUGUAGAGCGAGUAGAGAUUCAGUGUAUGGAGAGCUUGAACAAGAUAUGGCAAGACCAACUUGAUGCAGAUUCUUUUUGCCAACUAAAUCUGCUUGGUGUAAAUUCAUGUGGAAAGCUAUUGAACAUUUUCCCGUUAACCAUGUUGGAAAGGCUUCAGAAAUUAUACGCGCUGCAGAUAUGGAAUUGCAAUGCGCUAGAAGAGAUAGUCGAUUCACAAGGGCUUGUUGCUAUCCAAUCACAAUCUCAAAUAACCACUGAGCCAACUUUGGUAGAAACUCCCAUUAAGUUAGUCUUGCCAAGAUUGACACACCUUCAGCUUUAUGGGCUACCCAAACUGAAGGGUUUCUAUUGUCAAAUGGUAGACACUGAAUGGCCAUCAUUGAAAAAAUUGGAGGUGUAUGGAUGUGACCAAGUGCAGAUAUUUGCUUCAGAAUUUUCGGGCUUCCAAAGAGCUAAUGGAGAUGACCAAAUUGGAAUUGGGAUCAACUGUCCUAUUUUCUCAGUCAACAAGGUAAGAGCUGUAAGUAUAUUCAUAGAAGCAUGUGUCUGUAGAUAUGCAGUUGGUUUCAAUACCACUAAUAAACUGCAAAAAGUGAAAUUGACUGUGGAUGAAGAUGAAGGGUUCUGGGAAGGCAACCUUAACUCCACCAUAAAAAAGAUGUUCGCAGAAAAGGCUGGAUAUCAUGGGUUGGAAGACUUGAAAUUUUCCGAAUUUCCUGAGUUGAUUGAAAUUUGGUACAAGAAGCCUCAGGAAAACUUGCCUUUCAGAAUGCUUAAAUUUCUAGAAGUUGAUAAUUGUAGCAAUUUGACAUACCUUCUAACCCCUUCCAUGGCAUUGGGCCUUGUACAAUUGCAUGAUCUGAAAGUCACAAACUGUGCCAUGAUGGAGCAAGUGAUAACGGGAGAAGGAGCUGAGGAGACGUUUCCUCUCCUAAACUCUAUUCUUUUAGGGUCUUGUUCCGUCUUGACGUCUUUCUAUGAGGGAAGCAGUAGGCUCAGAUUUUCAAGUUUGAAACAAAUUACUGUAGCUAACUGCCCAAAUCUGUUGACUUUUGCUUCUUCAUUUUCAAGAGAGCAAGGGAAAGAGAUGACUGCCAAUGACAAAGGAAAUGAACAAAGGCCUGAACUCCCUACUCAACCUUUCUUCAGUGAGAAGGUUGUGUUACCCAACCUAGAGGAGCUGCAAUUGCGUUGGAUGAAUGUUAACAUCAAAUGGCACACUUCAAUAACAUAUUUAUGUGUGGGGAAAUUGAAGAAAUUGAUCAUUCAAGACUGUGAUAAUUUGGAGUACUUAUUCUCAUCUUCUAUAGCUAGAGGUCUAGUGAUGCUCGGUCAAGUUGAAAUAAGGGAAUGCAAGAGGAUGAAAGAGAUUAUUGUCACAGAGAAUGCAGAAGAAAAAGAGAAUUUAAUUUUUCCCCAAUUGAACUUCCUAUUGCUAAAAGACCUUCAAAACAUUGUUGGAUUCUACUCAGGAAAUUGUAUUGUUGAAUUCCCAUUCUUAAAGCAACUGCAUGUAUUUAACUGCCCAGAGUUGGAAGGAUUCAUUGUUAAAUAUUUUGCAAGCACAAAUGUCACUGCUGACAAACAACCAUUCUUCGAUGAACAGGUUGCUUUUCCCAACUUGGAAAGUCUGACUCUCAACCACUUGAAAAACUUGGAUAUCAUAUGGCACAACCAAUUCCAUGCAGAUUCCUUCGGCAAACUAAAAUCAUUAUCAGUUAGUAAUUGUGAGAAGUUAUCCACUGUUUUUCCGUCUGCUGAUAUGCUGGGAAGAAUAUGGAAAUCCCUAGAGAUGUUAACUAUAUAUCAUUGUGGCUCGCUAGAAGUGGUAUUUGGAAUUGCAGAGUUCAAUGUCAAUCAAACACAUGCUAGAAUAGACACCAAGUUGAGAGAAUUGAAUAUUUAUGGUCUACCAAGAUUGAAGUAUGUGUGGAAUAAGGAUCCCCAAGGGAUACUCACUUUCCACAGCCUGGAAUCAGUAGCUAUAAGAUCUUGUGAGGGACUCAAAAUUUUGUUUCCAGCUUCAAUAGGCAAAAGCCUUUCGCAACUUCAAAAGCUACAUUUAUCUAAUUGUGGGGUGGAGGAAAUUGUUACAAUGGGAGAACAAGGAAAAGAAGCAAUUGUUGACUUUGAAUUUCCUCGAGUGUCAAGUCUUCAGCUUGAGCGGCUACCAAGACUCCAAUGUUUCCAUCCAGGGAAGCACACGGCAGCGUGGCCAAAAUUAAAAAAGUUCCACUUUUCCCUUUUCAAUCAAGUAAAGAGAACAGAUGGCAGUUGGCAACUUGAUUUCCCUGUACGACUACCACUUUUCUCCAUAGAGAAGGUCAUCCCUCAGUUGGAAGAAUUGUCACUAUCAAGACAUGACAUUACAAUGAUAUGUGAACACCAAUUUAAAGAAGACCUCUUUUUCAAUGUCAAAGCUCUUAGAAUUUGUGGCUAUCUUGAUAAUGAAUCAGAUGUUUUACCUGUCAGAUUACUACAAAGAUUCUGCCAUUUAGAAGAGCUUGUCGUGGAGUCUUGUAAUUUUGAAGAAUGGUUCCCUUCAAAAGGAGAAGUUGAAGAACAAGAGAAACACAUUGAAAUUGAGACACUCUCAAGGAUUAAAAGAUUAAAUCUAGUUAGCCUUCCAUAUCUCAGAUGUAUAUGGAGUUGUGACUCGUCAAUUGUUCCUCAAAAUCUUGGAACUCUUCAAGUGUUUUGGUGUGACAGUUUGAUUAGCUUGUCAACAUCACCUGCCUUUUUCCAAAAUCUUGUAACUUUGAAUAUAAGCGGGUGUGGAGCAAUGGUAAACUUGGUUUCCAUCUCAAUAGCUCGAAGUUUGGUGCGGUUAGAAAGACUGAUUGUGUCAUGGUGCUACAUGCUGACUGAAAUAGUUGGAAAUGAAGGAAAUGGAACCCAAGAUUUAAACAUGAUCACUUUUACUAAAUUAAGAUUUUUGAAACUUAUAUUCUUGCCAAGAUUAGAAAGCUUUUGUUUAGGGAAUUUCACCUUCAAGUUUCCAUCUUUGAAAAAGUUAAUUGUGAUUCAGUGCCCCAAAUUGAUGAUCUUCAAUGAGGGUGACCUAAACACACCACUACUACGGAGAGUAGAAUUAAUUGAAGGAGAGGACAAGUGGCGUUGGGAAGGUGACCUUAAUACCACCAUACAAAGAAUGUAUAUGGACGAGGUUGGAUUUGCUGGGUUACAACUUUUGAUGCUGUCAAGUUUUCCCAAGUUGUUAGAAACAUGGCAUAUCAAGAAUCCUCAAGGACUCUUAGAUUUUAGACAACUUCAGGUGCUGGAAAUUUGUAAGUGUAGCAAGUUCAAGUACCUAUUAACACAUUCAAUGGCCUUGGGCCUCGUGCAACUCAUGCAGUUAAUAGUAAAAAAUUGUGGAACAAUGGAACAAGUGAUAAUGGGAGAAGGAGCAAAAAAUAAAAUGGAAUUCCCACAUCUUUGGUUGAUCAAUCUAGAGUCUUGCUCAGAUUUGACAAGUUUCUAUGUGGGAAGUCAUAGUCUUGAGCUUCCAUCUUCAAUUGAUUUUGUUGUAAAAGACUGCCCAAAAAUGGUCACAUUUGUUGCGUCUACAUUCUCCAAAGAACACAACAAAGAGGAAUCCCAAUAUCUCUUUAGCAGCAAGGUAGAGACUCCUAACUUGGUGUUUUUGAGUUUGUCUUCAAAUAACAUUCAACGAAUUUUGGACAACUCGAUUCUUGAAAUCUCUUCUUAUGUCCAAAAUUUAAGAAAGUUGUGUGUGGAGGGUUGUGGUAAUUUGGAAUAUCUAUUGACAUCCUCCAUGGUUAAGAGUUUUGAGCAACUGAAUUGGCUCAAGAUUUGUGAUUGUAAUAUGAUGGAAGAGGUAAUAUUUGCAGAAGAAUCAAUGGAUGAGGAAAGGAUGUGCAAGAUUUUCUUCCCUAACCUGGAGUUCCUACUGCUCCAAGACCUUCCAAAACUCACAAGAUUUUGUUCUGGAAAUUACUUGGAAUUACCAUGCCUUUGGAAACUUAAGAUAAGCCAGUGCCCUGUGCUGAAGACUUUCAUCUCUAGCUUCUUUUUUGGAGACAUGAUAGCUAGUACUGAAAAUGUCAAAAACACAUGUACACUUUCCCUCUUCGAUGCAAAGGUGGCAUUUCCCAAAUUAGAGCGUCUGGUAAUUGAACAUGUGAAGAGUUUGAAUAAGAUAUGGAACGACCAGCUCGAAGUAGAUUCUUUUUGCCAAAUAACUUUGGUGAGUGUGGUUUCAUGUGAAAAGUUAUUGAAUAUUUUCCCAUUUAGUAUGUUGGAAAGGCUUCAAAGACUAGACAAGCUCCAAAUAUCGAACUGUGAUUCACUUGAAGAGGUACUUGAGUCUCAUGAACCUGGUGUUUGCCAAUCACAAGUUCAAAAGGCCACUCCGCUACCUUUGUUGGAAACCGUCACAUGCUUGGAGGAUGAUGUGAAGGAUGAGAUUGUCUUUAGCAAACUCAAGUAUUUGCAACUUUGUUGUCUGCCUAGACUUUCAAGCUUUUUCUCGGUUAAAUGCAAGUUUGAGUUCCCAUUUUUGGAAGAGGUGAUUUUGAUGGAUUGUCCAAGUAUGCAUACUUUCUCUAGGGAUGAAAUAAGAACGCCAAAACUACAAAAAGUAAAAUUGACUAGAGAUGAAGACGAAGGCUUUUGGGAUGGCAACCUAAACUCGACCGUACAAAUACAGUUCAUGUGAAAGAGUCAAGGUGAUUCUGAAAAUUGAGAUCAAAGAAAUUGCGGUUCAUGUCCUUUCCAGGUGAAAAUUUGAUGUUUUUUGCAGGUCUGAAUGGUGUACGGGCGUACGGCAUAAGUUGGCUGUGAAGUUGUCACAUUGCUUGGUGGCCAGAAUUUUACCUCACUAACUAAAAUUGAUCCCUUUGUUCUACAAAAAAAAAAAAAAAGAAAAGGAAAAAAAGACAGAUCUUUUCUAUUUCUCGAACUCAUGUGUAACUUGUAAUAUGUAUUAUUAAAUUCAUGCAAAGACU
Molecule: messenger RNA, 8418 nt
Organism: Rubroshorea leprosula
Lineage: Eukaryota; Viridiplantae; Streptophyta; Magnoliopsida; Malvales; Dipterocarpaceae
Source: the annotation of a GenBank genome assembly